This is a messenger RNA of Photinus pyralis (common eastern firefly), 1345 nucleotides long. Its product is annotated as CD63 antigen-like. The record is from RefSeq and is a predicted model, not a curated record. Gene Ontology annotation, cellular component: membrane. The transcript is spliced from 5 exons. The coding region runs from base 85 to 903 and encodes 272 amino acids. Lineage: Eukaryota; Metazoa; Arthropoda; Insecta; Coleoptera; Lampyridae.
CAAGCUAAUGUACAUCAGGUACAAGGAUGAAUAGUCAAGUAAUGCUAAAUUUCGUGCAGUUGUAGGUAGUUUGCUACUAUAAGAAUGGUUCGCGAUAUUGACAUCGGAAUGAAGUGCAUCAAGUAUAUGCUUUUCGUGUCAAACUUUAUGUUUGUGAUGGUGGGAUUCCUGCUAAUUUCAAUUGGAACGACAAUUUCAUCUAUAUAUACCGACUUUGAGCUAUUUAUGGAAUCGCACCAUUUCAAGCCUGCCCAAUUGAUCGUCGUUAUUGGAAUAAUAAUCUUCUUGGUCUCUCUUUUUGGAUGUAUCGGUGCAAUUAGAGAGAGUACAUUUUUGGUUAAUAUGUUUGCCGUCCUUUUGUCAAUACUCUUAGUGCUGGAGGUAUCCGCUGCCAUUGCCGCGUACGCUAUGAGAUCAGAUAUAAAAGAGAGCGUUGAGCAUAACAUGUACGAUGCCCUCAAGGACUACAACAAAACGUACGAUGCAAAAUCGUCGUGGGAUUUCAUGCAAUAUCGAUUGAUAUGUUGUGGCGUUCACCAACCGUCCGACUGGAGAAACACUAACAUCAUCUUUGAGAAGAAUCUGACUGCUCCCGUGAGCUGUUGUAAGUACCCGAGAUGCGAAACUGGUGUGAUAAACACACACGGCUGCUUGGACCGUUUGACGGAUAUUGUAUCAGAAUCCGCACUAAUGCUCGGAGUUGGAUCCACUUGCGUCGCUCUCGUACAGUUCUUGGGAGUCGUGUUCGCCUUCAUGCUCGCUAAAACAAUACGCCGAGUCAAAACCGAGCAGGAGAUGCGUCGUCAAGAAAACCGCCAAAGGAUCUAUGAACAACUAGCAAUUGGCACAGAAGAUAAGAUUGUAACGCCCGUCUUAUACACUCCUCAGUCGACUGAUGCCUAAAUUAUAAAGGGAUUCGUGUUAACUCUCUGUACGAAUUUUAACUUUAAUUACAUACAUAUAUAAUUUUUUACUUAGUUGUAAGGUUAAUAAUAUUGUCAGCUUCACUGAAAUGCUUUAUUAUAGGAAUAAGUUCUUAAAGUGUGGUUAUUUAAAUUUAUUUUAAAAAACCUUUACUCAUCAUUUACGUACAUUGUAACGUUCAAAAUUGGCGUGUGCGAAGUAAUUGAGAGGAAGAAAUGUAGAUAGGAAAACAGGCGGCGAUGUUAGUGAUAAGGAUAAAAUUUCGUACCCAUAAAGAAAGUUUCACAAAGUUCGUACAGUAGUGGAUGAUUAGGAAUCUUGUACAUAGUUAGGAAUAUUUGUAUCCACGACUCCGUUACUCAGAGGAUCUGAGUACCGCAGGACCGUAGGUAAUGUGUCAAAAUAAACAGAUAGAUGAAAA